Messenger RNA from Meloidogyne enterolobii, 198 nucleotides. NCBI's taxonomy places the organism in Eukaryota, Metazoa, Nematoda, Chromadorea, Rhabditida, Meloidogynidae. The record is from the annotation of a GenBank genome assembly.
AUGCUUGUUUAUUGUAAACAAAACGGUGAACCUAUAGAAAGCCCUCAGUCAACCGACUUGAAAAUUAUCGAAAUGUAUAUAAACAGAAACCAUUUGGAUUGGGUAAAAAUUGCUACGGGGAGACUAUUUGAAGCUUAUGAAGAUUUUAAAGAAACAGAAAAUUAUGAAGUAGCAAUUUUUGAAGGUAUGGGGUUCUAA